GGGAGACGGCGGCGGUGGAGUGAUGCUGCGGCGGAAGCCGACGCGGCUGGAGCUGAAGCUGGACGACAUCGAGGAGUUCGAAGGCGUCCGGAAGGACCUGGAGAGCCGCAAGAAGCAGCGGGAGGAGUCGGAGGUGGCGGCCGGCGAGGAGGCGGCGGGCAUCGCGCUGGGCGCCGAGCACAAGAGCCGCGAGCAGAUCAUCAACGACCGCAUCGGCUACAAGCCCCAGCCCAAAGCCGGCGUCCGCGCCGCGCACUUCGGCACCUUCGAGUUUUGACGGGGCCGCGGCGCUGUGCCGCCCCGGGCGGUCCCCCCUCCCCCGUCCUCCUUAACGCAUAUGAGAGCCCCGCGGCGGCCGUGCCGUUUUAAAUAAAUGUGUUCUUUUUUAGAAACGAACACAGAAAGUUUUCUCCUAGAUGCCGCUCUGCCUCCGCCUGGGAAGGCUGGGGAAGGAGCCGCCCACUUCUGGUCCGAGCUGUAUCCGAGGAGCGCGGUGCAGCCGUUUCCCGGCUGUGUCACAGCCCUGAGAAACGACAGGGCGAGCAGCAGCGCCCCACAGCUGCUGGCUGAGCUGACAGCACGCUUCUGCUGACGUUGGUGCACCAAAUUUCUGGUCAGGGUGGGGAAAUGCAGAACUUAAAACUCUUCAAACGGUUCCUUAAACUGGAAAGUCAUGAUCUGGACUAAAGCAGAGCUUAACGCUGCAUUGAACGAUCUGGGUCUGCUCUGCUGUUCAGCAUUUCCAGCAUGCCUUGAGUCUGAUAGGGAAACAUUUUAGGAGGAACAAAAGGCCCUGAGCCUCCUUUGGUUGCACAGGGGAAGAAAAAUCAGCCCACUGCUUCAUCUCACAUAGGGAAGAGAACGAUCCAUAACAACACUGUGGGAGAGAAAACAAUUCCUUGCUGUAUAGACGUUACCACCCAGCAGAUAGGCUCAUUUGCACAGCUCCCUCAAGCUCACAUCCCUUCACCACUCCCUCAGAUCCACACAGCAGAUAUGGGGCCACUAAUUCCCCUUUUCAGCUUCACUUUCCACCCUUGGCACUGCCAAGCUUACCCAGACCGACACAGCUGUCUGUGUACCAGGAACUUCACACGUUCCCAUUCUAGCAGCUUCAGGGCUUCCUGCUGAUGAGCAGUGUGCUCGGAGGGUGCUGUUUCCAUGAUCCCUAGCCACAGAAUGAUGGAUAUUCAGCCCCUGCUGUUCACCUGCGUUGUUAGAAAAGGCACAGGAGAGUCAUGCCAGAGGAAAGCUGCAGGAGCAGCCCACACCAGAGCCCUCCGGCUGCAGGGUCCUUUGCCAGCAAAGCAGAUACUCUUGUGAAUCACUGAAUGAUGCUUGCCCUCACCACAGCAGCAGUCUCUACACUGAUGACUGAUUCUAAAAUACACAUCCACAGUAAAAUGCAAUCUAUUUUAUUAGUUAAUUAUAUACAGGAGAUCUUGAACUUGUUACUGGACAAGUUACCUUCACAAAGAGCAAGAAUAAAAUCAAAAGUGACAGUCACUGUAAACAAAACUAUCCAUCCUUCUGGAUCUGUUGGGACUGGCUCCAGACCAACUGAGAAGGCACUGGGAGAAAAACAACAGAAGCCCACAGAUGAACGCAGCCUGGAUACCCUGUGCAUUUCUUCCAAGCUGGUAAUCCAGAGGCACAGCGUGUCAAGAUAAAACAUCAGGAUGCACUCAGAGACAGACAUGGGAAUCACAUUCUAAGCAUGCUACAUAUGUUGACAUAUGAAUGGAAUUUACUCCAGUCUAAUAAUCAUUAGAGUCCUCACCUCCCUCCAAGCACCACUCAACACAAGUUUAGUGUUAAUAUCAGGACAACUUUAAAUACAGCCAGCAUAAAGGCCAGGACUGCAUCAAACGCAGUCAGUGCAAGUCAUCAACAGGGUGGCCAGGUUUUGCUGAGUUUGGGGAAGUAAGCAGCAGCCUGGGCCAGCAGAGCAGCUGGUGGCAUCUGGUGGGCCUGAGGGAGGCUGGGGCGCAGGGAGGUAUGUGGCUUCUCUGGAUUGUCAACAGUUACAGUGAUGCAGAAAAGCUAGCAGAACUGAACUUACAUUGUAAAAGCCACAGCUAUUGCAUAAUCCCCAAUUUAUCUUUCUCUGAUUGUUCCAAUCAGAGAAUUCAAGUCUGGGUACUUGGAUGCUAAAGGAAAGGUGGCUGAACAGCUUCACUGAUAGCAAGAUCAAGUCAAGCAGAAGUUUUAUUUUAGAGAAAGAUAUACUAAGAGGUAUAUGAAUUAACUAGUGUCAACACACUACAGUCACACAUUCCCACAACAGCAGCAGCUGCAGCUUGUUCAAGGGAAACCACACAGAUUGGUGCUGGGAACAUCAACUCAAAUCAGGGAUGAGGUCUCUACAGGAGAGGUCUCUCACUCUUUCAGAGCACGGCCAACUCCAACACAUAGCUGCUCUGUUUCACUGACAAGCACUAAGAUGUCCUCACAGCUCACACACAGAGAUUGCAAGAGCCUGUUUUCCACUCUCACAAAGAAAUAUGACUGCUUAGAGGGCUCAAAUGGUUUUUACUUUGUGACAGAUGCAGACAAAAGAGCAUGUUAUGGUCUACCUACGUCCUUCUGCAGUCUGCUACAUACAUAACUCCCUCCAGAGACCUGACUGGGGAAGAGCUUUUCCUGUUUCUCAUCAGGAGGUGUACAGAACUUUUCUGUGAAUACUGCUUUGCUUCUUUCACUCGGAUACAAAUUUGCUGCAGAAAGAAACUACAAAACUGAGCUUGCUUUUAAUUUUCCUUUUGUUCAGUAUUUGCACUGCCCAAAGAAAACAAGACGAACAAAUAAAUACUUGGGGUCACCCACAGGAAGGCUAACUUGAUACGGCGCAAUUCAAGAGCUGAGCAGGAUGCCAGGCAGCAGCAGUCACAGAUUUCCCACUGCCUUGCAAAGAACAUAGGCUCCGUUGGUGGUAGCAGCAUCAGCACAAGCAGAAGGGUGGGCCUGGCUUCAUAACGUACACAGGCUAAAGAAGCCUAACCCUUCCUCACAAAGGUCAGCUUUCCUUACUCUGCUGCUGGUAACAGUGUGACUAGUAGCACCUUCAGAGAAAAGAACUUCUACUGCAUGUACCCAGACACUUUAAUCUCAAAAGGAUUCCCUGUUCUCACAUGGCACAUCCUAGUUAUCAGUCCAAGUGGUGACUGUUUUUCCUUAGCCAUCUAAAAAUACCACUAUCCCCCUUUUCAUCCAUUUACAGGCAGAAAGAGGGCAUCCUGGGCAGAACAGACUUCUGCUUUGCACUGUACUCUAACUGCACAACACUUGCUGCAACAGGAGCAGUUUAACAACUAAGUGCUAAACCAAAACUGCUCCCAAAGCAAUUUCUGGGCCUCACCCAUCCAAAAAUCUACCCUGGUUUGCCUGUGAAAUGUGUAAAGCUCAUACCCCGGAAUGGAAAGUUCUUGACUGUGCUACUGCAGGUGUCCACCAUUGGUACUAACAACUCUUUGCACUUCCAAGCUAACAAAGUCACAGCAUGAUUACUAAAAGAGGAGUCAUUUACUUCUAGAAUUAUUUUUUUUUUAAUCAGCCCAAGCAACUCCAAAUUAACUGAAUUAAGAGGGCUGCUGUAGCCUUUCCUUUUUUCUCUUCCCCAAAUUCCUCUCUUACAGGAACACAGUUAUUUUAUUUCCCUCAUUUUACUCAAGGAACACCCUAUUGUGACAUUUUAGCCUUCAGUGUAAUGAAAUUAUCUCUCUCUUACCUCAUUUACAGAAUUAGUGUUAGUAAGCCAGAAGUCUAGCUCUAGACCCAUUCAGGUGCAACCCAACCUGAAGUCAGUAUAGGUUCAUUGGUCAAUUUAAAAUCUUUUUGCUCUGUAAAUAUGUAAUUUUUGUCCUGCAUCUACUCCAUACAUUGCAGUGAUUGGGAAGUGAAAGCAGCCAAACUGAAAUGUUACCACUUGAAGCCGAGUAAAACUGAUGGAUGCAUCCGAAGUCUAGCAACAUUCAUCAUAGCUCUGGUGGGGUUGGAGGACAGACUCAUCUUGACCCUCCAAAGCACAGGGCUUACAUAGUUCUGUUCAAGUACUCACUUGCUGGGACAGACCUGAGUGUGUCUGAUAAGCAGCACCACGUCUUCCUCUGCAAAACGCUGUGUUAGAAGGUGUCAUUGGCCCCAAAAGGCACAAUGCCAGGGAGGUUUCCCCUGGCAUUGUGUACAUAUUAAAAAAACAAAAUAGCCAUUUGCACACACUGGCUCCAUUGGUGACUCCCAUCUUUACCUAUUGUUCAUAAAAUUCUCACAGACAAGCAUUUACAAUUUAGGAAUAAAAUGUUUCAUUAAAAAAAAAAA
Molecule: messenger RNA, 4317 nt
Organism: Gallus gallus (chicken)
Lineage: Eukaryota; Metazoa; Chordata; Aves; Galliformes; Phasianidae
Gene: CDC26
Product: cell division cycle 26
Exons: 2
Coding region: 23-277 (84 amino acids)
Biological process (GO): anaphase-promoting complex-dependent catabolic process; protein K11-linked ubiquitination; regulation of mitotic cell cycle
Cellular component (GO): anaphase-promoting complex
Source: RefSeq, marked validated